Messenger RNA from Cadophora gregata, 411 nucleotides. RefSeq lists its product as uncharacterized. The coding region runs from base 1 to 411 and encodes 136 amino acids. The record is from RefSeq and is a predicted model, not a curated record. The transcript has 2 exons. Lineage: Eukaryota; Fungi; Ascomycota; Leotiomycetes; Helotiales; Ploettnerulaceae.
AUGGGAAAGACUCUUCAUAUCCGUGACUUUCACUACAAGUUUCGAAAACGCCUCACGAGUUGCUGGUUCCACAUGGCUAGACUGAACCCUACCAUCCUCGCCCUCCUACUUGCAUCUGCCCUCUCAACUGGCUCCCCAACUACCUUCUCUGCAGCCAAGUACACCAAAACUCGGCCACAAAUCCAACACUGCUUCUGCCGAACCACUCAUUACGGUCUCUUUUGCGGCUCCCGAACGGAAGAUGCAGCUGGAGCAUCAGGCGUGCCAGCCAUGCUCAGCGGUCACUGCGUACCGAACUAUGUGUAUCGAUGUAACGGCAGUGCUGUCAGUCCUGCAAAGAUUCAGGUGUAUUGUGGAUUGUGCAAGAGGAGUGUUGAUGGAGCUUUUGGUACCGACAGGUGUUAUGAGUAG